This is a messenger RNA of Blepharisma stoltei, 1336 nucleotides long. NCBI's taxonomy places the organism in Eukaryota, Ciliophora, Heterotrichea, Heterotrichida, Blepharismidae. The record is from the annotation of a GenBank genome assembly.
AUGGACGCAGCUCUACAGUGCACUUUGUGCUCAAACAGGUACAAUACAGCAGAUCGUAUCCCUAGAUUCCUUCCUUGUGGCCACACAUUUUGUAAUUCUUGUUUAAUAUCAAUCCUUGCUCAUCCAUCUCCUGAAUGUCCAGAUGAUUCGGUCGCUAUACCAUACUCAUCUCCAGACCUCCUACCAAAGAACGUGUUGCUUCUAAAAUUAAUCAUUUCUAUAUGAUUAUAAAAGAAAAUUCUUAACUCUCCCCUCUCCUUAUGCGAAUAAAACCAUUGGAAAAAAAAUCCUUUUUUUGCCCAAGUCCAAUAAAUUUUAAAUAUAAACAUUUUUUAUGAAAAUAUAUUUUGAUAUAUAAGUGAUAAUUAGUAUAAUUAAAUAUCUAGCUAAUUAUGUUCAAUUUUAAAAGCUCCAUUAAAAUAUAAAUUUUACAAAUUAAAUUAAUUAAAAAAAAAAAUAACCCUCCAUGAGGGAAGAAAUUUUUCUGUUAGGAGUAAGAUAGAUUUUGAUUCAUAAAGAAAAUAUAUUUUUAGAAGAAUAAAAUAUUAGCUCAUAAAUAGAUUUUAGAGUAGUUUCUAAAACUAAACAAAUUUUAUGCACUGAACACAAGAAAAAAUUAGAAUACGUUUGUAUGACUGAAAAAAUUAAAAUUUGUUCCUAUUGCGCUUUGCUUGGUGCUCAUAAAGAUCAUGAUGUGAAGCCUCUAGAAGAAAUAAUGAACGAAGUACAUAUGAGGGCAAGAUGCCUUUUAGACAUGCUAGAAAUGAUGGACCGCACUGAAAUCGAAAUAGAUGGCACUGUCAUGGAUUAUUUAGAAAAGGUCAAUAAAAAGUUCGUGCAGAAAAAGAGUGAAACUGAAGAGAAAAUAAAGAAAAAAUUCAAAAAAAUAAGGAAAUUAAUCGAUACACUGGAAAAAUCAACUUUAGAAACAGUCGCGAAAAACAUUGAAUUCAUUGAAAGUGCCAUCACCGCAGCUAAAGAGACUCCUAAAAGAAUAUGUGCGCAGUCACGGGAGUGGAAAGAUGUCGCAAGAGAUGUCCUGGACCUCGUAGAUGCAAGAUGUGAGGACCCAAAUAGUGUGGUUUUUGAAAUUUUAGGGAAGGAUACAAAUGAUUUGCUGAGUUUUGGAGAAAAGCUGCUGACUGAGCUAGAUGGAGCAAGAGCGAUCACAAAUCAGAAAUUUGAUGACAUGAUUGAGAGUUUGAAAGUAGAGUUUGCUGAAAAGGGAGUUAAUAACUUAUGCAAGGUAUAUCCUUUGAGUACAUUCAAUUUUAAACAAGAAGAGCCACAAACUGAGUCACUAAUAGGUCACUCUCCUGACUCAAGUUUAGUUUAA